AUGGACGGCGCAAAGAACUGGUACAACAAACAAUACGAGAACUGGGUGCCGUGGAUCGAGGACAAGGUGUUGGGAUGGUGGGGUGAGAACAAGACUAGUUACGUUGCAAAAGACAAGCUCGGCCAAACGAAAAUCACGGGCGACAAGAACGUCGACGCGGUUCAGGACGGUGUCAAUGAGGGCGUCGGCGGGCAGUUGGGCAAGGGCGGCGUCCUCGAGGGCGUAGGGAACUUGGCGUCCAAGGAAGUCUUUACUCGUUCGGAACGGAAGGGGAAGAACGACAAGGGCGGGUACAUUUGA
Exophiala spinifera is the source of this 300-nucleotide messenger RNA. RefSeq lists its product as uncharacterized. Lineage: Eukaryota; Fungi; Ascomycota; Eurotiomycetes; Chaetothyriales; Herpotrichiellaceae. The record is from RefSeq and is a predicted model, not a curated record. Bases 1 to 300 code for a protein of 99 amino acids. The transcript is spliced from 2 exons.